This is a messenger RNA of Sapajus apella (tufted capuchin), 24282 nucleotides long. It is a transcript of the gene KALRN, whose product is annotated as kalirin RhoGEF kinase. The record is from RefSeq and is a predicted model, not a curated record. Gene Ontology annotation, cellular component: postsynaptic density; cytoplasm. Bases 8746 to 17721 code for a protein of 2991 amino acids. Gene Ontology annotation, biological process: intracellular signal transduction; axon guidance; protein phosphorylation. Gene Ontology annotation, molecular function: protein binding; protein kinase activity; ATP binding. The transcript has 60 exons. Lineage: Eukaryota; Metazoa; Chordata; Mammalia; Primates; Cebidae.
ACCCCAGAACUUACAAUAUCAUAAAGAAAAAAGAAAAAAAUUAAAAAAAAAAGAAUUGCUGGGUUGAAGACUAUAUACUUUAGAAAUGUUGAUUGGUACUGCCAAAUUGAUUUAUAAAAUAUUACAUCAAUUUACUCUCCUAUCAGGUUGGUUGUUUUUGUUGUAUUUUUUUGGGGGGAGGGAACAGUCUUACAGGUAAAAUGUGGCAUACUGUGAUUGCUUAUUUAUAUUUCACUGAUCAUUAGUAAUGGUCAACAUCUUUUUACUUUUUAUCAAUUGCUUGUAUUUCCUCAUCUGUGAGUUGCCUGUUCAUAAUCUUUACUUAUUUUUAUACCAGGUUGUUAACUUUUUCUUAGUGGUUUCUGGGAACUUUUUGUAAAUUAGAGAUAUUAACCCUUUGUAUAAUUUAUUGUUGCAAACAUGGCAAAUAUUUACCUCCUGGAUUACCUUUUAAUGUUCACAUUUUUGCAAUUUUAUCUAUUUUAUUCUGUAAGGACUUAAAUAUAUGAAAAUAUAAUGUACUCACAGUUCAAAAAUUAGUGCAAAAUAAAUAGGUCUUGAUGUGACCCCCAUACCUGUCUACCAAGCCACUUUUACCAUAGAUAACCAUCAGUAUUUGUUUCUUGGGUAUCCUUCCAGUAUUUCUUUCUAGAAAUAUAAGCAAAUCAGAAUCCUUACUUACAUUAUCCUUUUCUGAUGAAAAGCAGGUGAAUACUGCCCUGCUCUAUGCCUUGCAUUUUUAUCCAACAGUAUGUUUUGAAGAUCUUUUCAUAUUAAUUCACAAAAAGCCUCAUCAUUCUUUUUUCAUAGCUGCAUAAUGUUCCUUUGUGAAAGUGUACUGUCAUUCAAUAAGCAUCAGACUUUUUUUGCUUCUGUAUGCUUUAAAAGAAUAUUGAAAACUUUAUGCCCCUUCACACAUUUAAGUAGAUACGUAAACAUUUUUACUAUGAGUUUAAACGAUUGCAAAUAAUAUAUUUUAUAGCAUAUUAUAAUAGGUUUUAAACAUAUCUUCUUCAAAAUCUUGGAGCUACGGAUUUAUAUGAAUUGGGAAAGGCAAAUCUGAUUAUCAAAGCAAGUAGCCAAAUCAGACAUACUUAUUUCCUGUCAGAGAAAGCCUAACUUAUUUUUAUAAUUCAAGUAAGCAUAUUAAUUAGACACCUUCUGUGACAACCCCAUCUUCAGAAUUCUAAGAAGAGUAGAGAGAAAGCUGUUAAUAAAUAGAUGUGGUCCUGAGACUAAUCAUGCUUUUUUGCCUUCUAGAUGAAAGAAGGCACAAUCAUUUUCAGCAUCUCCUUGGCAGUCUCAUCAGAUCAUGGGGCUUUACUUUGCUCUGCAUGCACCAAUGAUUCCCUGUUUUAUUACCUCCUACCCUGUAACAAAACACCUCAAAUCUUAGUGACUUAGAACAUCAAUUUAUCAUUCUCAUAAUCAUGGGGCUUACCAGGCCAUUCUUUUGCUCCAUGUAGUGUCUGCUGGGGUGCUGGGAUAGCUAGCAGCUCCAGGGUGGGUUUCCCGUCAUGGCUGGGAGGGGGCUGGAACUAGCUGCGGGUCUCAACCAGCAGCCAUAGUUCUCGUCAACAUGGCCUUUUCAUGUGGCUUAGCCUUCUCACAACAGAGCAGCUAGAUUCCAAGAACAGUUGUAUCUAUUAUUGACUCCAUUAUUUUAAAAUGUCUUUUAGAGAGUUAGGUGAUACAGUCCAAGGGUCAAAAUUCAAAAUGUGUAAGAAGAUAUACAGUAAAAGGUAGUCCUUCUACUACUGUUGUUCAGCCUCCUGUUUUCCUUUGGUGAUUUGUAUAUUCUGCAGAAAAUUUAAUGAAUGUGUAUAUAAGCCAAUGUACUGAGUUUUGCAUCUUGCUUGGGAAAACCAUCCCAUCCUAAGACUAUAGAAAUUUUUCUUCUUGAAGUUUUAUAAUAUUUUUCCCCCAUGGAAAUCUUUAACUGGGCUUUACUGAGUGCAUGAUUUGAGGCCAGGAUUGAUGGACUUCUUGGGAUGCCAAAUCAUUGCUGUUCACUAUGUGGAUGGUCCAUCAGGAACUUUGUAGUUUCUCUUCUCCUCAGUGCUGAGAGUCAGCCAUGUUUGUCCCAAGGUAUAGUCAAAGCAGUUUUCAUAAUUGAAUCUCUGGUGGAACUUUCCAACCUGUGUCAGAAAGAGGAGAUCAGAUAAGGUGAGGCAGUUGGACAUUUUUAUUUCCCUAGUGAGGGAAGGACAGUGUCACAGGAAUUAGAGGAAACAUAAGAUCUAAGAAUCUUCCCUUCCUGAAGGACAGGUAGAGAAACUUGGGGAAACUUAGAAUGGUGACUUGAUUGUAACUCAGGUCCCAUGAAUUGAGAAUUUCAAUCUGAUCUGAGCUUGUUUUUGUUGCAGGAGAAUAUACUAACCUUUUAAAAGUAUCUGCUAUGUAUUAAGUGUAGUGCUUUGCAUUUUAUAUGCUGUUUUGUUUUUUCCUCAUGAAAAGUUCAAGUUUGAUGGGAUUAGUUUUACCUUCAUGUAAAAGAUGAAGAACUGAGAUAUGGGAAGUUAAGUGACUGGCCCCAAGUUAUUCAGUGAGCUAGAAAAAGAGUUAGAAUUUGAAUCAGGUUGGUUUGAUUCCAAAGCCUCAGCCUUUUCCCAAUACCCCAAAGACUUGUAAAUUAAUGGUAUAAAAGGUAUAAAGAGGUUUCUAGAAUUUAUGAGACUCAAUUAUUUUUAAGAACCAUAAGGAGAGCUCAUUUGUUGAAAAGUAAAGUGAUCUUUGCAUAUAGUUUUUUUUUUUUUCCUUUUUGAAAAUAAGAGCCAAGGAAGAGAGAAUUCAAAUUGGCUAGUAUGCAGGUAAUUUCAUUAUCCAGCUCGAUGUGUAUGUAUACGGGGAGCCAGGGCAUUCAGGUGAGUCAAAUAUUCUGAUUUAACAGUGAGUGGCCCUGUGGAACACACACAAAUUAUAUAUGCAAGGAACAAUAGAAAAAAGGGACUAAGUAGGAAAAAAAAGUUGAGCUCUAGAUAUACGCUAACCAAAAUUUAGCAUUUAUUUGACAAUACAGUGGGUUCCUUUUGAUCUGGUUGAAGUUCACAUUCAUUAUUAUCAAUUCCAGUCCUCAUGGUGUGGUGCCUGAUUUUACUGGGCAGACCUGCUGAGGGGGGCUAUCUGGAAAAAUUCCUGGAGGGGAUGUAGAAGGGCGUGGGAUGGAGAGAACAGGUAGAGGUUCACAGGAGGGCUCCGCCUGGGCUGAGGAGUGAGGCUUCAGCCAUUGUGACUGACAACUUAGUUUCCUGACUCUCUGAUGGUGAGCUCAGGGACCGAGAGAUGUGAGGAACAUUCAAGAGAAGCCACACCUCCUGAGGGGUGAACAGCCUCCUGUCAGUGAUGAAGUAACACCACCUCCUUUGAUAGGCAGCUAAACGGUUCUUGGUGGAAGUGAGAUGGAGGAACUGUGUGACUGGCUGUGAGGGAAACAGAGAAGGUAUUAGUGAACUCCAGAUUGCAGAGGCCUCAUGGGUCAUUUCUGAGAUGGUGUCUCCAAAUAUUUACCUGCUUUUUUUCUUUUUUCCCCCAAAAACUCCUUUGCAAUGUAGAUGCCUCGGGGAAGGCAGCCAACCAGGUGUUCUUGCUGAGUAGGAAAUGGGAGGUCAGGGCAGUGAGGGAGGGAGGAUGAAAGGAGCACCAGCUCCUGUGAUUCACUUCCACAGGAUGGCCUCACAGGGACAUGCCUGUGAAGACCUAGGGAAGGGAGUCAUGGACUCUGCCCUUGACUCCAGAUAUCCACCCCCACCGCUGCUUACCUAAGGCCUGAACUCCUCUAUGCCCUCCUUUCACUUAGGCUUUAUCUUUUACCAAAAUAGAAACAUUUUCUGAGGGCCUAAAUGUUAAGCUCGCAUCAUAAAUACCUUGAAUGGGAUAAGGUUGUCAAGGUACUUUCCACAGGACUUACUGGAGAGGGGAUUGGGCCCAGGAUGGGUGAGCUUUAUAAGGUCAUGAAAGAGGAGACGGGUCUGGCCCUUAGGUGGGCAGUGGCAGUGGGGUGUGUUGGGGUGGCAUACUGUAUUAGAGAUUCAGUGUAACAUGGAGUUUUAUUGACUGCUGGGGGAACUAGAAGCCCUCAGAGAAGGGGUAAGGAGGGAUCAGGUUUUUACCACCUAAGAAGGUGGUUUAGAGCCCAGGGCAGUGAAAAGUUGUCUUCCAUGAGCUGGGCAUGCCUUGGCCAAGGCAGAGUUAAAUAUCUCAGCAGAGGUCGGAGGUGAGCAGGAUGAAAGCUACACAAAAGCUGAGGCAAGGUGGAAUAAUUAGCUUCUGCCUUUCUCUCUACCUGACCUGAUAUUUGAGGUGUCAUUUAAGGCCAUUGUACAGAUGUGAAGUGGAACUGUGGCAGAAUGAAGGCUUUCUGGAGCCUGGGGAGGCUUUCUCAGCCUCCUGGCUGGCAGCUUCUCACCCCUCCAUGUGGGACGCGCUACUGGGCCUUGAGAGGAGAGAGCCCCUUCUGCCUUCCAGGUGAGCCUAGUCUAAUGGGGGGCUCAGAAUCACCCUUCCUUUUGCACUUUAAGGGUGUUGAGGGAGGUGGGGUACACACUAGAAUUCAAGAUAGUGACACGAAGCUGGUGCUGAGGGUAGGAGAGGAGAGCAGAGACUGAAGUGGAUGGAUUACCAUUGCAAAAUUCUCUCGGGAGCUUGUUAAAAAUGCAGGCAUCUGGGAGUGAGACCUCGUUAUCUGCAUGGAUAACCAACCCUCUAAGGUGAUUCUGCCCAUUAAACUUUGAGAACCUCUGAGAUAGAGAAUGUGUGAGGUUAGCUGGAAACAGCCUCUUGGGAGACGUGGGCUUGAAUUUCAGUGUCUAGUUGAUACUUUCUUGUUGUAGAUACUGUCCUUGGCUGUGGACCUAAGAAGCCCAAUCACCUGGAGACACUAAGCUCUCAUGGGAGAGACUGGCAGCGGUCCAACCAACCCUUGAAAUGACAUCCCUGAGAAUGUGUUGCCACGGGCUCCACUCUACCACUUGGGCGCUAAUCGCCAAGGGGACAGAAGUGGUGUGGGAGGUUGCUGAGGAUGCUGUCUGCUGAAGUGUUUGAUUCAUGUUACAACUGAAGCACAGCUUGCAGGGCAAAAUGGCAGCCAAGUGGAGCCCACUUCCUGGGGCAGGGUUGGGGAGAUUUGUAUGUCUGUGGAUGGUCUUCACUUCGGUUUGCAGACACUAGCAACUGUGUGACUUCUCGUGUUGCCUUCACUUGCCAGAUAGGUCUAUGUGUCUGAGGAGCUGGCCAGUGCUGCUGAGGGAACAGCGGUCAUUGUUGUCCCAGGAGAUGAGUGGGAAAGAUUUUGGGAUAGGGUUGGAUCUCUCUUCCCUCCGUGCUGCUUGCCUUCUGCUCCAUACACUUGUGCUGGCUUUAUCUGAUUGGGAACACAGUGUUUUCAAGUUGGGGCGGGUGAAGAGAGGGAGAAAGAACAGUGCCAAGGAAAGAAGAAGGAACAUCGAAGAGAAAGGAACACAUCCAUGUUAUAAUAUCAAGUAACUGCUGAACAUCCAGAUGGGCAUCAGCCCUCGGGAGUGGAUGGGGUGUUGCUGGCCUGAUGACAUGGGCUGUUGCUGGCCUGGUAACAUAGCCUGUUCCUGGAAAACAUGUCUCUGUAGCCAUCUGGGUGGGCUGGAGGAAACAUGCCAAUGGGAAUAGCUGUGCUUGCUUUGACCAUGAUGAAAGAAGGAACAACUGUGGAAGCAUUGUAUAAGACAAAACAAAAACAACAACAAAAACCUACUAAUAAGGCUGUGUCCUGGCCAAUAUCCUUUCUAAUUGCACUUCAGUUAAAUGGCAAUGCUGACAGUCUCUUGGAACAUUUUAUUCAACUUCUGGAAGGGCUGCAUUUCAGGUAAGACUUAUGAGGCUCUGUGGGAGUUGGAGAAAUGAGCAGUGGUGGGCUGGGGAGCUCCAAGGAGUCCAGCUUGAUGGGUUGACGCCAAUCUUGAGUAAAACUCCAGGCUGAAUGGGUUCACCCUGGGGCUGACCCGAUGGGUAUUGCUUAUGUUCUUAGGUUCACUGUUUGUGGGGGAAGUGCUCACACCCAUAUUAUUCUUGAUAGUCUUUAUUCCCUUUCCCUCUGCAAAUGAGACGGUGUGGAAUGUUUUGCCCUUAAUUACUGGAGGGAGGGGAACAGGGCCAGCUUCUUUCUCCAGGCCCAAGAAUGAGACUUGUAGCACUAGCACCAUUAGAGCACUCUUUGGGACUUUCUCCCUUACAGUGAGAGAUGCUCUUCCCCUGCCCCUCUCUUUCUAAGUCUCCUGCCACUAUGGGAGCCUCCCUUUCAGAUUUCUUCCAAGUUGUGUUAGAAAAAGCCUUUUUGGCAUUCUUAUUUGGAGAUGCACUCUCUCUGCAAGUUAUAAGUCAGGGGCCAAAGCAAAAGAUGAAAGGCCUUUAGUUAAUAAGUGGCCACAUUUGGACCCUCCACUCAACCUGUGCCCAUGGCAUGUCAGUGCUGCCCUGGAGGGGCCUCCCUCAGGAUUCCUGUUAGGAAACAGUUGUAUUUCCCCAGGUCCUGCCCUACUAUGAGGGCUUCCAUGUCUCAGUGAAAUAUAUCAUAAUUUCCCAGGGAAUUUCUUAGAGCCCCAGAAACUCUCAGGGAGGAGACAGAGGGGCACCCACGAGUUGUGUGACCUUGAGUGUUAUUUAAUCUUUUGGAACAUGGGUUUUCUCUUCUGUAUACUGGAGAAAGUGAUUCCCAUCCACAGAUCUUGCUGGGCACACAGGAGAUGAUAGUUGUGAAAGUACUUUGUGAACAAAAAAGUAUUGGCCACAUGUGAGCGAUGGAUUCUUGUUUUUUGUGAAGGGAGAAACACCGGAUUACUUCUCUCUGGAGGGAAGAGGAGGGGUUUGCAUUCUUGUGUUAACUACACACUGGAGUCUUGUCCAUUUAAGGUAAUAAGAAAAUAAUGCUAACAGAGCCUGAGACGUAGCUUCUGUGGUAGGGCUGUCUCUACUCAGACCCAGUGCUGCUCUUUAAGAAGAAACCACAACGCAGUUGGCAGGCAGGGGCAGGUGGUGGAGGUUGUGGCUCUGCUCGCUUUCUCCCUCUCCCUUCUAGCUCCUGCCCCCUGGAUGUGCCUCCUCCCCAAUAUGAGUUCAUCAGAAACCUGCUGCUUGUCUCAUCUUGGAGGCAUAAGUUCCAAGGAAGAGCUGCCACUGAGGGAGACAUGCCUUACCAGCUGCCUGAUGGAGAGGCCAGGAGGCCUGAGAGACCACCAUUUCUGUUAGAAGAGUGGGGAGGCAUUGCCGGUGUGGCCUAGGCUGCACAGAGCUGUGAUGAAUGUGCAGGUGGCUGUUGAGUAGUUUUUAGGCUUGGAGAACAAGGUCGUCCUAGACCUGGGGAAUCCUCAGGUUUCAUUUAGGUAAAUAGCACUUCCAGUCACGUGGGUCACAGACUGGCCCACUGUAAGAGGGGCUGUGAGCAGGAUAAGGACUGGACACCCUGUCAUCCCCCAAAGCCCCUUAGACAAUGCUCCUGGGCUGAGAUCUCUGCAGCUUACUCUUCUCCUUUCCCUGAAAACAACAGACUCAGACCCCCUUGCAUGUUCAUUUGUCCAGUUAGUAACCACUCGAGUAAUUGCAAAGUUCAGGGUUCUUUGAGGAACACGAAGAUGAUUAAAAAGCAGAUCCUACCUUCAUGGCAUUUAUGGGCAAGUAAGGGAGAAGAGUUAUAUACAAAUGAGAAGGAGGAAUGAAAAAAAUAAAAUAUAAAGGAAGGAAGAUCAGGAAGUCUGCCUGGAUUCUGUGGCAUUUUGGGUUAUUUGUUGGAAAAAUCAGGAGGAUUUGGCCACGAUGAGGUGGGAGAGUGGGGAGAGCAUACUACUGGCAGGAAGGGCAGGAGCAAAGGCCUGGCAAUAGAAAACCAUGGGAUAUAUGAACAUGUGGGGAACUGAGAGUCUGGCAAGAGGGAGAGGGGUUGAGAGAUAAGGGAGAACCUUCUAUCUGCCACUAUCUACCAGGUGCAACACCAGAAACAUUAUAUUCUUCUUUUGCUUUGAGGCUUACAAAUACUGUUCUCUCUGGUUUACUGAGGAGAAAGCUGAGGCACAGGGAACUGAAUAACUUGAUCCAGUCCAGGCAAGUAUUAAGUGGCAACCGGGAUUUGGUCCCAUGACUGUGUGACUUUAGAGCCCAUGCUGUCUCUACUAUAACAGAGGUUCCAUGAAGGGACAUAGGAAAAAAGGAUCUGUGGCCUUUUUCUGGUCAUGUGGGUCCUACAGUCUUGGGCAAGGAGAGCCCUUGGACCCGACAGUGAGGCAGUAAGGCUCCCGGGCUCCGGGACUGGCCUCAAAGUCCAAAAUGGCUGAGCUUUUGGCUUCCCAUCCCACAUUCUAUUGGAGGAGCCACUGGUCUCUGGUGUGGGAAGCAUGGAAGCCAGAAUGGCCGGAGAUACUGGAAUAAAAUUUAAGAGAUGGACUUGAUUGUGGAUUUUCAUUCUUAAGACCACUGCAAACCUCGCGUCUUUGCGAAAGCCCUUCCUGACUCCCUCCCACGCAUCUCCGACCUCCCCUUGGGUCCAGGCAGGCUCGGUCUGCACACGGCGUUGUUCUGCACUUGUUCCUUUGUUGCUGUGAAACCGGCUCCCGGCACAGUCAGCCUCUGUGUGGGAGGACUUGUAGCUGUCUUUGCAGGCAGGCAUUUGCUUAGAGCAGGCUGUGUGCUAGCCCAGCAUCAAGUGAUUCCGGCCUCCUCGAGUCAGCGGUGGUGGGAUGAGGCUCUGCCGAGGGGACUGGCUGUGAAGGAUGAGUUCAGGGUGGGAUGACGGACCGCUUCUGGGACCAGUGGUAUCUCUGGUAUCUCCGCUUGCUCCGGCUGCUGGAUCGAGGGUCUUUUCGGAAUGAUGGUUUGAAAGCUUCUGAUGUCCUUCCUAUCCUAAAGGAAAAAGUGGCCUUCGUGUCUGGGGGUCGUGAUAAGCGAGGCGGACCCAUCCUGACCUUCCCUGCUCGCAGCAAUCAUGACAGAAUAAGACAGGAAGACCUGCGGAAACUCGUGACAUAUUUGGCCAGCGUGCCAAGUGAGGACGUGUGCAAACGUGGCUUCACUGUCAUCAUCGACAUGCGGGGCUCCAAGUGGGACCUCAUCAAGCCCCUCCUCAAAACGCUGCAGGAAGCCUUUCCAGCUGAGAUCCAUGUGGCCCUCAUCAUCAAACCCGACAACUUCUGGCAGAAACAGAAGACCAACUUUGGCAGCUCCAAAUUCAUCUUUGAGACGAGCAUGGUAUCUGUGGAGGGCCUCACGAAGCUGGUGGACCCCUCCCAGCUGACGGAGGAGUUUGACGGCUCCCUGGACUACAACCAUGAGGAGUGGAUUGAACUGCGGCUCUCCCUGGAGGAGUUCUUCAACAGCGCCGUGCACCUGCUCUCCCGCCUCGAGGACCUCCAGGAGAUGCUAGCCCGGAAGGAGUUUCCUGUGGAUGUGGAGGGCUCUCGGCGGCUCAUUGAUGAGCACACACAGCUCAAGAAAAAGGUGCUGAAGGCCCCUGUGGAGGAGCUGGACCGAGAGGGGCAGCGGCUGCUGCAGUGCAUCCGCUGCAGCGAUGGCUUCUCAGGACGCAACUGCAUCCCAGGCAGUGCCGACUUCCAGAGCCUGGUCCCUAAGAUCACCAGCCUCCUAGACAAGCUGCAUUCUACGCGGCAGCACCUGCACCAGAUGUGGCACGUGCGCAAGCUCAAGCUGGACCAGUGCUUUCAGCUGCGGCUCUUCGAGCAGGAUGCUGAGAAGGUAGGAAGGGAGCAGGUUAAACCCGAGCUGUGUUGGGGGUCUUUCCUGGGACCAGUUUUUCAAAUGUGUGAGGGGACACAGGAGGAGCCUGCAGCUCUUGGUCCCACUUGCACAGGAGCAUUCUCCUUUGCUUUCCAGAAUGCCUAUGUCAACAUCAACCGCAUCAUGUCUGUGGCUUCCCGCCUCUCUGAGGCUGGCCAUUAUGCCUCACAACAAAUCAAGCAGAUCUCCACCCAGCUAGACCAGGAGUGGAAGAGCUUUGCUGCUGCCCUGGAUGAACGCAGCACCAUCCUCGCCAUGUCUGCUGUGUUCCACCAGAAGGCUGAGCAGUUCCUGUCUGGAGUGGACGCCUGGUGCAAAAUGUGCAGUGAAGGUGGACUGCCAUCUGAGAUGCAGGACCUGGAGCUCGCAAUCCACCACCACCAGACUUUAUAUGAGCAGGUGACCCAAGCCUACACAGAGGUCAGCCAGGAUGGCAAAGCUCUGCUAGAUGUGCUGCAGCGGCCCCUGAGCCCUGGGAACUCCGAGUCCCUCACAGCCACAGCCAACUACUCCAAAGCAGUGCACCAGGUGCUGGACGUGGUGCACGAGGUGUUACACCACCAGCGACGGCUGGAGAGCAUCUGGCAGCACCGCAAGGUGCGACUCCACCAGCGGCUGCAGCUCUGUGUCUUCCAGCAGGACGUACAGCAGGUGUUGGACUGGAUUGAAAACCAUGGUGAGGCCUUUCUCAGCAAACACACUGGAGUUGGGAAGUCCCUACAUCGAGCCCGGGCCUUGCAGAAGAGGCAUGAUGACUUUGAAGAGGUGGCUCAGAAUACGUACACCAAUGCGGACAAGCUUCUAGAAGCAGCGGAGCAGUUGGCUCAGACCGGGGAAUGUGACCCCGAGGAGAUCUACAAGGCAGCUCGACACCUGGAGGUGCGCAUCCAAGACUUCGUGCGCAGGGUGGAGCAGCGGAAGCUUCUCCUGGACAUGUCUGUCUCCUUCCACACGCACACCAAAGAGUUGUGGACAUGGAUGGAAGAUCUUCAGAAGGAGAUGUUGGAGGAUGUAUGUGCAGACUCUGUGGAUGCAGUCCAGGAACUGAUCAAGCAGUUCCAGCAGCAGCAGACUGCCACUCUAGAUGCCACCCUCAAUGUCAUCAAGGAAGGCGAAGACCUUAUCCAGCAGCUCAGGUCAGCGCCUCCCUCCCUGGGGGAGCCCAGCGAGGCCAGGGACUCAGCUGUGUCCAACAACAAAACACCCCACACCAGCUCCAUCAGCCACAUCGAGUCGGUCCUGCAGCAGCUUGAUGAUGCCCAGGUGCAGAUGGAGGAGCUAUUCCAUGAGCGGAAGAUUAAGCUGGACAUCUUCCUGCAACUGCGCAUCUUUGAGCAGUACACCAUCGAGGUGACAGCAGAGCUAGAUGCCUGGAAUGAAGACCUGCUUCGGCAGAUGAAUGACUUCAACACAGAGGACCUAACCCUGGCAGAACAGCGGCUGCAGCGCCACACAGAACGGAAGCUAGCCAUGAACAACAUGACCUUUGAGGUCAUCCAGCAAGGCCAGGAUCUGCACCAAUACAUCAUGGAGGUCCAGGCAUCAGGAAUUGAGUUGAUCUGUGAGAAAGACAUUGAUCUGGCAGCCCAGGUACAAGAGUUACUGGAAUUUCUCCAUGAGAAGCAGCAUGAAUUGGAGCUCAAUGCGGAGCAAACUCAUAAGCGGCUAGAGCAGUGCCUCCAAUUACGGCACCUCCAGGCUGAAGUCAAACAGGUCCUGGGAUGGAUCCGCAAUGGAGAGUCAAUGCUCAACGCCAGCCUGGUCAAUGCCAGCUCUUUGUCGGAAGCAGAGCAGCUACAGCGGGAGCAUGAGCAGUUCCAACUGGCCAUCGAGUCCCUCUUUCAUGCCACUUCCUUGCAGAAGACGCACCAGAGCGCCCUGCAGGUACAGCAGAAAGCUGAGGUGCUGCUCCAGGCUGGCCACUACGAUGCCGAUGCCAUCCGGGAAUGUGCUGAGAAGGUGGCCCUCCACUGGCAGCAGCUCAUGCUGAAGAUGGAAGACCGGCUAAAACUGGUCAAUGCCUCUGUGGCCUUUUACAAAACUUCUGAACAGGUCUGUAGUGUCCUGGAGAGCUUAGAGCAAGAAUACCGGAGAGAUGAGGACUGGUGUGGUGGACGAGAUAAGCUGGGGCCAGCGGCAGAGAUCGACCAUGUCAUUCCACUCAUCAGCAAACAUUUGGAACAAAAGGAGGCUUUUCUUAAGGCCUGUACCCUGGCUCGGCGGAACGCUGAGGUGUUUCUCAAGUACAUCCACAGGAACAACGUCAGCAUGCCCAGUGUCGCCAGCCACACUCGGGGACCCGAGCAACAAGUGAAAGCCAUCCUGAGUGAGCUCCUGCAAAGGGAGAAUCGCGUGCUGCAUUUCUGGACUUUGAAGAAGCGUCGGUUAGACCAGUGCCAGCAAUACGUGGUGUUCGAGCGCAGCGCUAAGCAGGCGCUGGACUGGAUCCAAGAAACAGGUGAAUUUUACCUCUCAACACAUACCUCCACUGGAGAGACCACAGAGGAGACUCAGGAACUGCUGAAAGAGUAUGGGGAAUUCAGGGUGCCUGCCAAGCAAACAAAGGAGAAGGUGAAGCUUCUGAUUCAGCUGGCCGAUAGCUUUGUGGAAAAAGGCCACAUUCAUGCCACGGAGAUAAGGAAAUGGGUGACCACGGUGGACAAGCACUACAGAGAUUUCUCCCUGAGGAUGGGGAAGUACCGGUACUCCCUGGAGAAAGCCCUAGGAGUCAACACAGAGGAUAAUAAGGACCUGGAGCUGGACAUCAUCCCAGCAAGCCUUUCGGAUCGGGAGGUCAAGCUGCGGGAUGCCAACCAUGAGGUCAAUGAAGAGAAGCGGAAGUCAGCCCGGAAGAAAGAAUUUAUUAUGGCUGAACUACUCCAGACAGAGAAGGCUUAUGUAAGGGAUUUACAUGAGUGCUUAGAGACCUACCUGUGGGAAAUGACCAGUGGUGUGGAGGAGAUCCCCCCUGGGAUCCUCAAUAAAGAGCAUAUCAUCUUUGGCAACAUCCAAGAGAUCUACGAUUUCCAUAACAACAUCUUCCUCAAAGAGCUGGAGAAGUACGAGCAGCUGCCUGAAGAUGUGGGACACUGCUUUGUUACCUGGGCAGACAAAUUUCAGAUGUAUGUCACCUACUGUAAAAACAAGCCUGAUUCCAACCAGCUUAUCCUGGAGCAUGCAGGCACCUUCUUUGAUGAGAUACAGCAGCGGCAUGGUCUAGCCAACUCCAUCUCUUCCUACCUAAUUAAGCCUGUCCAAAGGAUCACCAAAUAUCAACUGCUCCUGAAGGAACUUUUAACUUGCUGCGAAGAAGGGAAAGGGGAGCUCAAGGAUGGCCUGGAAGUGAUGCUCAGUGUCCCAAAGAAAGCCAAUGAUGCCAUGCAUGUCAGCAUGCUGGAAGGGUUCGACGAGAACCUGGACGUGCAGGGGGAGUUGAUUCUUCAGGAUGCCUUUCAAGUGUGGGACCCAAAGUCGCUGAUCCGGAAGGGGCGGGAGCGGCACUUGUUCCUCUUUGAGAUCUCCUUGGUUUUUAGCAAGGAGAUCAAAGACUCUACAGGACACACGAAAUAUGUUUACAAGAACAAGCUACUGACCUCAGAGCUGGGUGUGACCGAGCACGUGGAGGGCGACCCCUGCAAAUUUGCCUUGUGGUCUGGGCGCACCCCAUCCUCAGACAAUAAAACAGUGCUGAAAGCCUCCAACAUCGAAACCAAGCAGGAGUGGAUCAAGAACAUUCGAGAGGUGAUUCAAGAAAGGAUCAUUCACCUGAAAGGAGCUUUAAAGGAGCCACUUCAGCUCCCCAAAACACCAGCCAAACAGAGGAACAAUAGUAAGAGGGAUGGAGUGGAGGAUAUUGACAGCCAGGGGGAUGGGAGCAGCCAACCAGACACCAUCUCCAUUGCUUCUAGGACCUCUCAGAACACAGUGGACAGUGACAAGCUCUCUGGCGGAUGUGAGCUGACCGUGGUCCUCCAGGACUUCAGUGCUGGCCACAGCACCGAGCUGACCAUCCAGGUGGGGCAGACAGUGGAGCUGCUGGAGCGGCCCAGCGAGCGGCCCGGUUGGUGUCUGGUCCGUACCACGGAACGAAGCCCGCCCUUGGAGGGCCUGGUCCCCAGCAGUGCCCUGUGCAUCUCACACUCCCGAAGCAGCGUGGAGAUGGACUGCUUCUUCCCCUUGGUGAAAGAUGCAUACUCUCAUUCCUCAAGUGAGAAUGGAGGCAAAUCCGAGUCUGUGGCCAACCUGCAGGCCCAGCCCUCCCUGAACUCCAUCCACAGUUCCCCGGGUCCCAAGCGCUCCACCAACACCCUUAAGAAGUGGCUGACAAGUCCUGUGCGUCGCCUCAACAGCGGGAAAGCAGAUGGAAACAUCAAAAAGCAGAAGAAAGUUCGUGAUGGUCGGAAGAGCUUUGACCUGGGAUCUCCCAAGCCUGGAGAUGAGACAACCCCUCAGGGAGACAGCGCUGAUGAGAAGAACAAGAAAGGUUGGGGUGAAGAUGAGCCGGAUGAAGAGUCACACACACCCCUCCCACCACCUAUGAAGAUUUUUGACAACGACCCUACACAGGAUGAAAUGUCCUCCUCUUUGCUAGCAGCCCGGCAGGCUUCCACUGAAGUACCUACUGCUGCAGACCUUGUCAGUGCAAUAGAAAAGUUGGUCAAAAACAAGCUGAGUCUAGAAGGAGGGUCAUACCGGGGAAGCUUGAAAGACCCUGCAGGCUGCCUGAAUGAGGGGAUGGCCCAACCCACUCCUCCUAGAAACCUGGAAGAAGAACAGAAAGCCAAGGCCCUGAGAGGCAGGAUGUUUGUCCUGAAUGAGCUGGUUCAGACUGAGAAAGACUAUGUCAAGGAUCUGGGCAUUGUGGUCGAGGGCUUCAUGAAGAGAAUAGAAGAAAAGGGUGUCCCUGAGGAUAUGCGAGGAAAGGACAAAAUCGUGUUUGGAAAUAUUCAUCAGAUUUAUGACUGGCAUAAGGAUUUUUUCCUGGCGGAACUGGAAAAGUGUAUCCAGGAGCAAGACAGAUUGGCACAGCUCUUUAUUAAGCAUGAGCGGAAGCUGCACAUCUACGUGUGGUAUUGUCAGAAUAAGCCACGCUCAGAGUACAUCGUUGCUGAGUAUGACGGCUACUUUGAGGAGGUAAAACAGGAGAUAAAUCAGAGGCUGACACUGAGUGACUUCCUCAUCAAGCCCAUUCAGAGAAUAACAAAAUACCAGUUGCUCCUCAAGGACUUCCUGAGAUACAGUGAGAAGGCUGGUUUGGAGUGUUCAGAUAUCGAGAAAGCAGUGGAGUUAAUGUGCCUUGUUCCCAAACGUUGCAAUGACAUGAUGAAUCUAGGACGUCUGCAGGGCUUUGAGGGCACCCUGACUGCUCAAGGGAAGCUGCUGCAACAGGACACGUUCUAUGUGAUAGACCUGGAUGCGGGCAUGCAGUCGCGGACCAAAGAGAGGCGCGUGUUCCUCUUUGAGCAGAUUGUCAUCUUCAGUGAACUGCUCAGGAAGGGAUCCCUCACCCCCGGCUACAUGUUCAAAAAGAGCAUCAAGAUGAAUUAUUUGGUCCUGGAGGAGAAUGUGGACAAUGAUCCCUGCAAGUUUGCACUCAUGAACAGAGAGACUUCUGAGAAGGUCAUUCUGCAAGCCGCCAACGCUGACAUCCAGCAGGCCUGGGUGCAGGACAUCAAUCAAGUCUUAGAAACACAGCGAGACUUUUUGAAUGCACUGCAGUCGCCCAUUGAGUAUCAGCGGAAAGAAAGGAGCACAGCCGUGAUGAGGUCUCAACCUGCCAGGCUUCCCCAAGCCAGCCCCAGGCCCUACUCCUCUGCUCCUGUGGUCUCAGAGAAGCCCCCAAAGGGCUCCAGCUAUAACCCACCUCUGCCACCCCUGAAGAUACCUACCUCCAAUGGCAGUCCAGGGUUUGAAUACCACCAGCCUGGGGACAAGUUUGAAGCCAGCAAGCAGAACGACCUGGGAGGCUGCAAUGGGACCUCGUCCAUGGCCGUGAUCAAAGAUUACUAUGCACUGAAGGAGAAUGAAAUCUGUGUGAGCCAAGGUGAGGUGGUCCAGGUCCUCGCCGUCAACCAGCAGAACAUGUGUCUGGUGUACCAGCCUGCCAGCGACCAUUCCCCCGCCGCCGAGGGCUGGGUCCCAGGCAGCAUCCUGGCGCCCCUCACCAAAGCCACAGCAGCAGAAAGUAGUGACGGGAGCAUCAAGAAGUCAUGUUCAUGGCAUACUCUACGAAUGAGAAAGCGGGCGGAAGUGGAGAACACGGGUAAAAAUGAAGCCACAGGGCCUCGUAAACCCAAGGAUAUUCUGGGCAACAAAGUCUCUGUUAAAGAGACGAACAGUUCCGAGGAAUCAGAGUGUGAUGAUCUUGACCCUAAUACUAGCAUGGAGAUCUUAAAUCCAAAUUUCAUCCAAGAAGUGGCCCCAGAAUUCCUUGUGCCCUUGGUGGAUGUGACCUGCUUGCUUGGGGACACAGUAAUACUGCAGUGCAAAGUCUGUGGGCGGCCGAAGCCCACCAUCACUUGGAAGGGUCCAGACCAGAACAUCCUUGACACUGACAACAGCUCGGCCACAUACAGCGUCUCCUCUUGUGAUUCUGGAGAAAUAACCCUGAAGAUCUGCAAUCUGAUGCCCCAAGACAGCGGGAUUUAUACCUGCAUAGCGACAAAUGACCACGGGACCACAUCAACAUCUGCAACAGUCAAAGUGCAAGGUGUUCCAGCAGCCCCUAACCGUCCCAUUGCCCAGGAGAGAAGCUGCACCUCUGUGAUUCUCCGCUGGCUGCCCCCCUCCAGCACAGGAAACUGCACUAUUUCUGGUUACACUGUGGAGUACAGAGAAGAAGGUUCUCAGACCUGGCAGCAGUCGGUGGCUUCGACCUUGGACACUUACCUCGUCAUCGAAGACCUUAGUCCCGGGUGUCCUUAUCAGUUCAGAGUCAGUGCCAGUAACCCCUGGGGAAUCAGCCUUCCCAGCGAGCCCUCGGAGUUUGUGCGACUUCCAGAAUAUGAUGCUGCUGCUGAUGGUGCCACCAUUUCUUGGAAGGAAAAUUUUGACUCAGCUUACACUGAGCUGAAUGAAAUUGGAAGAGGCCGUUUCUCUAUAGUAAAGAAAUGCAUCCACAAAGCUACCCGCAAAGAUGUGGCUGUGAAAUUUGUUAGCAAAAAAAUGAAGAAGAAAGAACAGGCUGCCCAUGAGGCUGCCCUGCUUCAGCACCUACAGCACCCCCAGUACAUCACUCUCCAUGACACCUACGAGUCCCCCACAUCCUACAUCCUGAUUUUGGAACUGAUGGAUGAUGGCCGGCUGUUAGACUACCUUAUGAAUCAUGAUGAACUGAUGGAGGAAAAAGUAGCUUUCUAUAUCCGAGACAUCAUGGAGGCUCUGCAGUACCUUCACAACUGCAGGGUUGCACAUUUGGACAUAAAGCCUGAAAACCUGCUCAUUGACCUACGGAUUCCAGUGCCUCGAGUGAAGCUCAUUGACUUGGAGGAUGCUGUCCAGAUCUCGGGUCACUUCCACAUUCACCACCUGCUGGGGAACCCCGAGUUUGCUGCCCCAGAAGUCAUCCAAGGCAUCCCUGUCUCCCUGGGGACAGACAUCUGGAGCAUUGGGGUUCUGACAUAUGUCAUGCUGAGUGGGGUCUCCCCCUUCCUGGAUGAGAGCAAAGAGGAGACAUGUAUCAACGUAUGCAGGGUGGAUUUCAGCUUUCCCCAUGAAUACUUCUGUGGUGUGAGCAAUGCUGCCAGAGAUUUCAUCAAUGUGAUCUUACAGGAAGACUUUCGGAGGCGGCCCACAGCAGCCACGUGCCUACAGCAUCCAUGGCUGCAGCCCCAUAAUGGCAGCUACUCUAAGAUCCCCCUGGACACCUCCCGCCUAGCAUGCUUCAUAGAACGCCGCAAGCACCAGAAUGAUGUACGGCCUAUACCCAAUGUCAAGAGCUACAUUGUCAACCGGGUGAACCAAGGGACGUAGCUAUCUCCCAGCCCCUAUGGUUUCACAUAGAAGUGCAGUGUGAACCAAAGCAAGACUGAAUGUGACUGUAAAUAAUUCUGUUCGUCAUUUCAUUCCACGCAGUUCUCUGAUUUGAGAGAUGUACCUCUUAAACCUCGAUAAUAGCUAUUCAGGUUCUGAGCAGCAGGAAAAGUCACCCGCAAUCCAGGAGCUUUCCAGAAAGUCAUUCUGAAGAAAUAAAGAGGCAAAGGGUCACAGAAGUGUUCAGAAGAAGGGCAAGGAUAAGAACAAUAUUAGCUGUUACGAAAUUUUAACUGUAUCUUCCAAAAUGAGUGGUUAACUGGGCAAACCUUAAGCUCACAAGAGUGUAAAAGGUCUCUGGCUUUGCUGAAAUUUUAAGCAAAAAGUUCUAUUUAGUGGAGAUGUCAUGUAUAUCAACUAUUCUGGUUUAGAUAACUUAGAUAUAGUUUCUUAAUAAGAUACAUAUACGCAUACAGUAUAAUAUAUCCCAUUCAGGUUUCAGAGUUUUCUAAUAUAAAGAGAUAUAUAUUAAAUCAAUCACAAGGAACUGAGUGCUCCAGUUAAGACAGUAAUUUAUUUACCGAAGCAUUACAUUGUUUUGACUAAGCACAAUUAGAUGACAAGUUUUUUAGAGCAUUUUAUAAAUCUUGUAUAGAAAUCUUUUACCAGAACCUGUGCAUUAAGAGAAAGCAAUGUUGCCCUUUUGAAUGAGAAGAUUUUUUCUGUCAAUCACAGGUUUUUUGAUUAAGAUAGGUUCUUUCUGUGUAUGAAACACUACCUGCAAAUUCACUGGUAGCUCAGAGUUAAUCGGGCAAGCAAGCCUAUGGGGAAAUAAGUUCAAAUACAGUAUGAGCUGCGGGAGUAUUUUCGUGUCUACACUGGGUUUGAAAUAAGUAAACGAAUAUGAGAGAUCCAUACAAAAGGGCAAAUGGAAACCUCUCCUACGGUUCCUAUGAACAACACACCAAUACUUUCUGAUUUCUUCUACGGCUGUAGAAUACAGUCUUUCAGAAAGUUAGCUGGCUUUAUUUCUAACUCCUUAUUGAAGCUAAGGGGUGCUUACUAAAAGGAGGCAGCCAUAUAGGCCUUCUAAAGGCCUGGCCCUAAGUCCUUUCUAAAGCCAUGGGACAAAACCUGAUACAUCACCCUAACAGAACAUUAAGUUGUAACUGAGAUUGCAAUACCUGUUACCACUCAGCUGCUGAUAGUUCUCUGAACUAAAGGGACUAAUUUUACUUUAAGGCCAAUGCUGCUUUCUGGUAUAUAUUCUUCAUACAAGAUUAUUAUUAACUGCUCUUUUUCCCUCUGGUGGAAAAAAAAAUUAAACCUGGGCGCUUCAUGGGUUUUCUUUCUUUAUUUUUGUUUGUUGGGGGAGAGGGCGUUUGUUUUUUGUGUUUGUACAUGAUCCAUCCUUAGUUUUCUAGAAUGCGUGUUGAAAUGCUAUUAUACAAGUAAGAUUUUAAAAAUAUAACUCAAGUGUUUGUUCGAAUCAGGUUUAAUGGCAUUGCUUCUCUCCUAUAAUGGGAUAGAGAAAAUUAAAAUCUCGCAGUACAGAGGUUCAAGAAGAGAACUUAUGAAGGACAAAUAGAAACUACAAAUCUAUCUACAUGAAAAAGAAAUGGUGGAAACUAAUCCUGAACUUUAACAUAUAAAGAAAACACUUAUUCCCAUGGUGGAAACGUAAAAUUAAAAAUCAUCAUCAUUUUUUUUCUUAUCAGUUUCAGAGUCAGCUUCCUCAUCCCAUCCAAGAUUAUAGAUUGUUACCUUAGUGGAAAGUAUAAGCAAUAAGACUAGAUAGCACUUAGUAUUUUGGGGAUUAACCAAAUAUAUGGAAACCGACUCCGACUGUAUCUGACUAUAUUUGUUUUCUAGUUUUCAAACGGCCCUGGGUCAUUAAGCCUCACUCCCUCAGAGGUCUCUCUUAACUAUACCCUAUAGUCUUCAUUUGAACCUUUAUGUAUGUACAAACACUCUAUGAUACAAUACGUAAAAAUUUAAAACAUACUUACUAAAAAUCCUUUUAGUAAACAUGUUUACUGAAAUUUUUUAAAAUUUAAAACAUAUUUAGUAAAUUUUUUUAGUAAACAUUUUCAUUAUGCUUAAAAAUUUUAAAACAUCUUUAUUAAAAAUCCUUUUAGUAAACAUGUUUACUAAAACCCUUUCAGUAAACAUGUCUUCAUUAUGGUAUACACAUAAAGGAGGAAAGUCCAACCUGUAGGGUUUGUCAUGGGACAGACUGCAGGCUCUGAGGAUUCCCAAUAUCCAUAAAGUCUGGCUCGGCAAGUUCUGUUCUGUCCACCGUGGAUGACUUGAAUCAAGAUCCCUCUGCUGAGCCAGUCUGAGUUUUUAUAACAAGCUGAGUUUCUUCUUGAGAAGGCCAGGGCCCAGGACAGUAAUGCAUAGACCAUGACGGGUGUAGGGGAAUGGGGGGUUGUUGAAAUUAUGUUAUGGGGGCAGCUGACAGAAUGUUAGACAGAACCCAAGCUUUCACAUCAGCUUUUACAACAGCGUUGGAAGGAUCCAAGUGUGGGGUUGCAUGGAAUUCCCCCAAGUACACAUACUGGGGAAGUGAGAAGACAGGAAACGAGGGACCUAGAAAUGAAGUAGGAUGAUUUUGGGGCCAAGGUACAAUCAUCAGACUAGAAUGAACUUAAUAGAGGUCCCAAGAGAAAGGGAGUAUAUUUUAUAUAGUUUGAUAACAUAGGGAAACUAACAGGAAGGUUCCCUGUCUGCAAGGCUCCUGGUCCCUCCCAACAGGGAUAAGAGAAUAGUCUUGGUUCAAGAAUUCUCCAGAGCAAGCUGGAAAUAACAAGGAAUUCCAGACGAUGGACCUGGGAAAUGUAAUUUAGGUUGUUUUGAGGGCAACCAUGGUUAGGGAAGAAGGAUCAGGGACCACUCUUGUUCCCAUUUUGGCAGACAGAUUUAUUACUUGGUAGUAAAGAAGAGAGGAGAGAAGAGAAAAUAGUCCACUUCUAUCAUAAUGAUGGUAGUUCACAGUGAGACUGAACUCCCAGCUGAAAUGAGAAAAACAAACAAUGGUCAAGGUCACAAGUUUCUUGCAUGGCUUAUAUUCAUUGCAUAGGGUUACGAGGUUUUUGUUUUGUUUUAUAAGGGUGGGACACAGAAAGAAUGAAAAGAUCAGGGACAACCCAUAAUAACUUUUAAGAAGUAUUAAUAUAAUGAUUUCCUACAUCUUUUGCAUUUGUUUCAAAUUGAAUAGAUAAAUAUCCAAGUAUAGCUGAAUGUGGUAAAAUUUUUAAGAAAACAAAUGGUAAUGGUGGAGAUGUCCUUCAGGUCUCUCUCAGCCAUAAAGAGUGUAAGGGGGAGUAGAGGAAGCAGAGGAGAAUGCUAGCUUCACUGCUUUGUGGUCCACAAAGCCUUUAUAAAUAGUAGUGCCUUUCAGAGGGGAGGAUGGGAGAUAAAGAAGUUCAUUGCAUUUAGAUUUACUGAUAUUGCAGCAUUUUUUCUUUAUUUUAAAACGUCUUGUAAAUGCAAACAUCUGAAUAUAGGGGUGGAACCAGGAAUUUUUGAGCUUCAAUCUCAGCUAUUCCUGAUUCAUCUUUUCUUACAGAAAGUCUUUGUUUUUUCUUCCCCAAAUGUACCCAUUGGUAAAAUGGGAAUUGGGGGAUGGGGAAGGAGGAAGGACAUUAAUCUUACAGGAAUGUUGAGAAAUAACCUUGGUUGGGACAUCUAUGAAAUACUUUGAUUUUUUUAAAGUGCUAUACACUGCCAGUGCUAAGAAUUUUAUUGAUAGUAACUUUGAACAUUCCAGGUUUUUAAUAUUCACAUCUUUAAAUACCAUUUAUAAACUCAUGAGAUUAAAUUCUGCAAAUUGCUUUCAGAUUAAAUUCUGUAAAUUGCUUUCAGUUGGAAGUAUUAGGUGCUCUUUGUCUAAGUGUUAUUUGGUCUUAGCCUACAAUUUCGAUCAUGUAAGAGCUUGUCUACUGAAAAGAGUCAGGAGAGCUGAUGAAGUCUUAUGUCCAUAAGCCGUUUUCUCCAGUAUUUUUUAUGGCAAGUGCAAAGAGUAAAAUACCCUCAAAAGCAGCUGCUACCUUCUCUUCUCAAGCUUUAUGCUCUGGAAAAACAGACAGAAAAGAACCCAAGAACCAUCUUCCUCACUUGGGAGGGCAGAAGUGAGAAGAAAACAUCUUCUCAUAUCACAAUUUAUUUUUUACAGUCUCACAGGAAUCUAUUAUAAGAGGCAAAUUAAAGGCACAGGCAAAUUAAAUGCAUAGAAAUGAAUUGGACUGUUCAUUUUUGGAGGACAAACCUUGAAUCUUUUUUUUUUUUUUUAAGGUGGCUUAGUCUUUCAGGAGUUGCAUAUUUGCUGUCCCAUAACCCCCAUGAUUAGAUCCCAUGAGUUAGGCAUUACUUUUUUCUUGCCUCUGUAGAAGAGCAUGGCAAUUUAGAUUUGUGAGAAUAUGAGGAAGUAAAUAUAAUAUAAACUAAAUUUUAGUUAUUUCUGUGCAUUAACUAAAACUUUGCCUCAUGCAUUUAAUAGAGGAGGAAAUAUUUUGUAAAUAAGAGGUCUUUGUAGAGGGGCAAAGUUCAAACUCACCAUGUCAUUCAGUGUGGACAAUGAAUUGUGCUGGAUGAGUUUUGAGGAAUGUAGACCUUCCUUUCUCUCCUGGGUCGCACCUCUGUGGAGUCUGGGUUAGACAAACACAGUAUAUGACCUUUCAGUGGAUUUAUUUAUAAAACUGCACCUUGCUUUUUCUUCACUAUUUAAAGUCUAGGGAUGAUUUGAGGAUGAAUGAUUAAACCCAGGGUAAGCCUGGAGAAGACAGAGCUCACACAUGUUUCAUCCAGAAAAGGAAAGCCACUAUGUUAAUAUUUAUUUUCUAAAAAUAGUAAGACUCUCAGUUGUUUCAUUAAUUCUAAAGGGUUAAAAAGGGCUGAAAUUUGUUUAUAGCACUAAAUGUUUUUAAUAGGAAAUAUUACAUAAAAAAUUUAUACAGAAGUAGGAGAACACAAUUCUCAUAAGAACAUAUUUUCUAUGAAAGGCAUUUCUUCCUCAUCUUCAAUAAAUAUAAAGUUAGAGGAGAGGAAAAAGCAGUCACUCCAAGGCAACUUUUCAUCACUGAGGGACAUUAUGAAAAGCCUGAAAUUUAUAUGCGCAGGCUAUUGCAUUUUUCUGUGAGAAAUGUGCCCAUUUGCUGUGAGAUUCUAAAGUGUGUUCAGAUUUAGGUUUUACUCAAAUGAUCAAGAUAACAGUUUAGCUAGAUAACUGCUAUUUCAGAUAGUGAGGUUAGCUGAGAAAAGGAAGCAUGGUAGAAGAAAUGCAAAUAGCAAUUCUUGGAAUGCCAGCCCCUGAGGCUUAGUUUAACCAAGCUAAUCUGUUGGCCCAGGGAUAGCCAGCAUAGGAGCUUCCAUCAAUACCUGACUUCCGUCGAGAAUUGAGUCCACGUUCUGGAGUACGAUGGAGACUGUUACUAUAACCUCAAAGACUGUCUCUAGGAAUCUGAAAUUAAAAAAACAUACAUUGUCUCUUACUAACUUAAGCCAUAUCUGUCAUCUCUGUGUUUGAUUUUUCUGACCCUGGUGCUUUUACUUCUGUUUCUGCCAAACUUCAGCCUACUCUAUGGGGAAGGUGAGUAAAACUAAUAGAACAAAUAAGAAGACUGUGAAAAAAACUAAACAUAUUCUUCAGAAUGAGAUCCUGUUCAGAGAACAGUAGUGGUCAAAGUGCAAACUGUUGGAAAAUACGGAUAUAUGUACAUCUGUACAUGUAUAUAGUGUAUAAUAUGUAUGUAUAUGUUAUUGCUCAUAUGCAGAAAUCUAUCCAUUUGCAGACAGCCCAGGUGGGUCAAUUUUUCUAUUGGAAAACCAUUUAGGGCCAUUCAAAACCAUUAGGGCUAAUUUGUGGAGACAAACUCUACUCAUUUGGGAAUUAAUUUGCUGUCUUUUGAUGUCCACAAAGCCAAACUAACAGUGUGAAACAUAAAGGGGCCAUCAGUUAGGUUAUUCUGUUUAUCUGGACUUCAUCAUUAUAGUUGAACUAUCAGUUAUCAAUUUGCAAACUGUAUUGGCAUCUCUUAGUUUUCAGUGACCCCUGCCCCCAAGUCUUUUGAGAAUUUGGAGUGGGCUUCACUGGCCAUUCAGACAAAGGGCCUUAUUCAUAAGUGGACAGGUUUCCCCAUAAGGACCAUCACACAUAUACAUAUAAGUAUAUACUUCAUCAGGCUUGUAACAAUUGAUUUAAAAUCACUCCACAGUAUUGAUAAAUAGCUCUAUAUUUUCAAGGUGCAGAAGAAUUCCACAGCCUUAAUUAUUUCAGUGUCUUGCUGGUCUGCCUUAAGUGUAUCUUCUGGAUUUUUGGUUGUUUUAUUAUUUUUUAAAUUUUUCUGCUGUUGUUCAUUUUGUAUGCACACAAUGUCGUUUUGUAAAGGUAGGUUGUAAAUAUUUUAUUUGUAAGUCAAAAUCACUCAUGUGUAAUGUUGUAAAGUGAUGACCUGCUGUCUUGUUUCUGCUACAGUCAAUGUUAUAAGUUAUAGAUGAAACUUCAAAAUGUACAUCUCACAUGUUAUGCAUUCCUAUAAAUAUACUAUACUAAAGAUACUA